UUUGUCACGACUUGAGACCAGAUUUGAAACGACAAUCAAAAGUCGUUUGGUUUGAGUGUUGCUGUCAUUUAGUGGCAAUUUAUCGUUGGAUCCAUUCAUUGAUAAUCCGGUGGUCGACUGAUUGGUGGAAAACAUGGAUCGCAUACAUCGGCCCGACUCGAGGCCAUGGAUUUUGGCCGGAAGUGUCAAAAUUGAAGAUUUGGUCGAAACGUGGGCUCAAAACCAAGUGAUGACUGAACUGAAUGUCAACGAAACCAAUUUGAAAGACAUCAUCAAAAACGAGCUCCAGAUCGACGACAAGAUGUUGUCUCUACUGGAGAAGGACUGUCUGCCAUCCAAUCUGGACUGUGAGGGCGAUGACGAGGAACUGUAUGUGGCGUACGAGAAGACGGUGGAGAUCCCAUCUAAUGUGACAUUAGAGACACUGCGGCUCCAGAAGCAGCACAUCGAGAGAUAUGCCACCGAUCGGUGCUAUCGGACCGCAUGUCUGCAGUCUUUGCGAUACAGAAACCAACUGAUCAGAGUUGACAAGAAUGUGGAUUUGGAGGUGGACUCGAUUGCAACGAUUGAAAGACCGGUGGCAGUGCUGACGGUUCAGCUCUACCGACCGAUCCGUUUCAGUACACACUUCGGUAAUACUCAUCGCUAUUCGUUUGUUUGCGAUCAGGAAUUGGAAGUCCUGUCCACACAAUGGUUGACUGAAUUGCGGGACACUUUCACAUGUGUUUCCGACAUAUCCAACGCCAGUGACUGCAGCGCUAACCCGAAGUCUGCAUUGAGUCAAACGGCAGCCGAUGUCUACAAAUCUGGUCUAUUCUUCAUUAACAACAUAUUCUAUAACGAUAUGAGAAAUCAAUUGAAUCGGGAUUACAGCGAGCCAAUCGUGGAGUGGGCGCGCAGUCCAGAGCGAGGGAUCGGUCCCUUCAAGACUAGUCGUAUGGAUGAGACAAAGUUUAGUGAUUUGGAGAUCCAAUUGGGUUAUCCCUAUCUAUACCAACAUCAGGGCGAUUGCGAACACAUUCUCGUAUUCAGUGAUAUACGUCUUCUGAAGCCAAGCGUCGAUAGUAUGGAUUCCAAUGAUUACCCGAAGAUCGUGAGCACCAAUCGUCGGACGCAAGUGCGGUGUGGGAUGUGUAACCUGAAUACCGCAAAAUGGAUCACUUUCGAGAACCAACGCUUGCCAGAGAAUCCAUUCUUCUUCUGUGAGACCUGUUUUUAUUCAUUCAAUUACGACAAAGACGACAAUAAAGUGAAUUCUUUCAAAGCUUAUCCAUAUCUCGACAAAUCGGCUCUUUUGUGAGCUCUUCACCAAAAUAUUCAUUCAAAUCCAUUCUGUUGACCGG
This is a messenger RNA of Oppiella nova, 1343 nucleotides long. The record is from the annotation of a GenBank genome assembly. Lineage: Eukaryota; Metazoa; Arthropoda; Arachnida; Sarcoptiformes; Oppiidae.